Messenger RNA from Anthostomella pinea, 555 nucleotides. The record is from the annotation of a GenBank genome assembly. NCBI's taxonomy places the organism in Eukaryota, Fungi, Ascomycota, Sordariomycetes, Xylariales, Xylariaceae.
AUGGACGAAACACUGAAGAAGCUGGCACCUAAUCUGCUCAGAUCUGAGGCUGACUCUAGGCCAGUCGUGGUAAUGAUGUGCGGCAUCGCAGGGGCCGGCAAGUCAACGCUCUCAAAAGCAAUACUAUCCACCCAUCCCAGCUUCGAGCGCCUAUCAAUCGACACCACCAUCGCAGCCAAGCACGGCAUAUACGCAGUGGACUACCCUCCCGAGAAGAGUGCCGAGUACCAAGACGAGGCUGCAGACGAGUGCGAGUCGCGUUUGGUCAGCUUGCUCGCACAAGGCGUGAAAGAUGUGGUGGUGGACAUGUCUUUCUACAGUAAGGACGACAGGGCGCAUUAUAGACGCCUGGUGGAGGAGCAUGAUGGCAGGUGUGUUCUGAUCUACCUUCGGGCGGCUAGUAAGGAGGUGCUUUGGCAGAGGAUCCUCCAGAGGAGGCGGAAUGGCAUCAACGCGGAUUCGGCAUAUGAGAUCACGGAAGAAAUAAUCGAUGCAUACUGGAGCGGUUUUGAGGCCCCGGUGGGUGAAGGCGAAAUCAUCAUUGAGGUUCAGUAG